Molecule: messenger RNA, 1497 nt
Organism: Vicia faba (fava bean)
Lineage: Eukaryota; Viridiplantae; Streptophyta; Magnoliopsida; Fabales; Fabaceae
Source: the annotation of a GenBank genome assembly
AUGAUUUUGAUUUGUAUACCAAUUUUUCUACUUUCUCUUGCUUUUAUAUGGCUAUGGGGAACCAACAAAAAUACAAAUAAACUUCCACCAGGUCCAAAAGGGUUGCCAAUUUUAGGCAGCCUUCUCGAAUUAGGACCAAACCCACAUCGUGAUCUUCACCAGUUAUCCCAAAAAUAUGGACCUAUCAUGCACUUAAGGUUAGGUUUAGUACCAACCAUAGUUGUUUCUUCACCUCAAGCAGCUGAACUUUUUCUCAAAACUCAUGAUCUUGUCUUUGCUAGUAGACCACAAAGUGAGGCAGUGAAACACAUCUUUUGGGAACAGAAGAGUUUGAGUUUUGCUGAAUAUGGUAUUUAUUGGCGCAACAUUAGAAAAAUGUGCACUUCAGAAUUGUUGAGCCAUGCAAAAAUAAACUCUUUUAGACCCGUGAGAGAACAAGAGCUUGACCUAUUGAUUACGUUUUUGAGAGAAGAAUCCAUUGAUGGAACAAAAUUUGACUUAAGUGCUAAAAUUUCUUCACUCAUAACUGAUAUAAAUUGUAGAAUGAUUUUGGGAAAAAAGUACAUGGAUAAGGAUUUUAAUGAGAAAGGGUUUAAGGCUGUGAUGCAAGAAGGAAUGCAAUUAUCAGGUACUCCCAAUAUUGGUGAUUAUAUUCCUUACAUUGGAAAACUUGAUUUACAAAGGCUAACUAAACGUAUGAAGGGAGUUGGAAAAAUCUUUGAUGAUUUUUUUGAGAAAAUAAUUGAUGAGCAUAUUCAAUUUGGCAAUAAAGAUGAUAAGACUACGGAUUUUGUAGAUGUUAUGUUGGGCUUUGUUGGUGUUCAAGAAUCUGAAUACCGAAUUGAACGAUCUAAUAUCAAAGCCAUUUUGCUGGAUAUGCUAGCAGCUUCAACGGAUACUACCGCAACAACAAUUGAGUGGACAAUUUCAGAGAUAUUAAAGAAUCCAAGAGUGAUGGAAAAGGUGCAAACUGAGUUAAAAACCAUAGUGGGUAUGAUGAGGAAAGUGGAAGAAUCAGAUUUGGACAAGUUGGAAUAUUUGGACAUGGUUAUAAAAGAAAGCUUUAGGCUCCAUCCACCAGGACCCCUAUUAAUACCACACCAAUCUAUAGAAGAUUGCAUGGUUGGAGAGUUUUUCAUACCUAAAAAAUCAAGGAUCAUUGUGAAUGCAUGGUCAAUUAUGCGAGACCCGAAUGCUUGGAACGACGCAGAGAAAUUUUGGCCUGAGAGAUUUGAAGGAAGCAACAUAGAUGUUAAAGGGCGUGAUUAUCAUCUCAUACCAUUUGGUUCUGGUAGAAGGGGUUGUCCUGGAUUGAACUUGGCUAUGACUGUGGUUCGUUUGGUAGUAGCCCAACUUGUGCAUUGUUUUGAUAUGAAAUUGCCUAAUAAUGUGUUAUUAAGUGAUUUGGACAUGACAGAAGAGUUUGGCCUUACGGUGCCUAGAUCCAAUCAUCUAAUUGUCAUCCCUACUUAUCGUCUUUGUAAUGUUAGCAAUUAG